Messenger RNA from Paramuricea clavata, 2189 nucleotides. Lineage: Eukaryota; Metazoa; Cnidaria; Anthozoa; Malacalcyonacea; Plexauridae. The record is from the annotation of a GenBank genome assembly.
AUGUCAAGCGUCGAAUUACUCGAAUAUUAUCACCAAGGUCCUUUGAUUCCCGACAUAGCUUCACAUGUGUUUAAUUUCCUUGACACACAAGGCAAGCAAAAUGUCGCCCGUGUCUGUCGCUUGUGGAAAGACGUUGUUUACUUGGCUGUACACUGGAAAAACGUCACUGUAGAGUUGCCACCAACAUGUAGUGAACUUCUUAUUCAAAGUUUGGUCAAAAGACGUAUAACUCGCAUUAGUUGUCCACGCUCUUCCUUUGAAGACAUUUCUGUUGUUUUUGCGUUACUACCAGAUAUAACUUAUUUAAAUGUUGGAGGUUGCCCCAGAGUCACUGAACUACAACUGAAACGCGAGUUCUGUCGACUAGAGAGAUUAAAACAUUUAGUUUUUAAGCGAUGUACAAGAAUUAGUGAUACUUUUCUUGAAGCUUGUGCUCCAAAGUUAAAGAAUUUAAAAUCUUUGGUGCUAGAAGAUUGUGAAAAUAUCACAGAGUUUGGUUUGAGAACUUUUUUAAAACAUGUCCAUGGAUUAGAAGGACUUGACUUAACUUGGUGUGAAAAUAUGAGAGAUGUCUGCCUGCAAGAUAUUGCCCUCAACUGCCCAGAAUUGAAGUCGCUUGUUCUCCGCGGCUGUGAUUGGCUGUCAGCAGAUGCGAUGCAUCACCUUGUUAACCACCUGCCCAAACUGGUCCAUCUUGAUUUCCGAUGGAGUCAUGGCUUGACAGAUGCUGGAGUGAAGAUUCUUGCUGAAGGCUUACCUAGUCUUAAAUAUCUUGAUGUUAAGGAAUGUCCAUUAGUCACAAGCAAAGGAAUUAAAUAUGUUGCAGAGAACCUGCAUCAGCUUGUACACCUAGCAUUUGGAGGCUCAGACAAUCUUAACUUACAGUUCUCAAGCAAUGACGAAGAAAUCGAAGUUAUGUUUUUGGAAAUUGCGGGCAUGGUAAAACUACAGGUGCUGCAGUUUGAUGUUGAAGGUGUUAGCGAUGUUUGUAUUAGGAAAGUGUUAAAACAGCUGCCAAACCUCACCAGUUUAGAUAUGGGUUUUGUUGACAACCUUACGGACACAACUGCUAAGAUAGUUGCACAAUUUUUACCAAACUUGUUGUUUUUGUCGUUAAGCAGUCCAUUUGUCCAAGACAUGGGAAUUACAUCAAUUGCUCAAAAUUUGAAGAAGCUUGUCUCAUUAGAUCUGCGUAAUUGUCCACUAACGAACAAAGGUCUUGCAGAAAUUGCCCCGUUUCUCAAAAGCCUAAAGUCGUUAGUGCUCUCAUCUCACCAACAUGUCACAAAUAUUGGUGUAAAGUGUCUGGCUGAGAAUGCAAAGUCUUUAACGAGCCUAGAUUUAAUGGAUUGUGAUUAUGUAACAAAUGCCGGAGCCUCGUUAAUUGCAUUGAAAAUGGUCAACCUUCAGCAACUCAAUCUCUCCUUUUGUCACAAGAUAAGCAAUAAAGGUGAGUAAAAAAGAAAUAUUCACUGUCUAUAACAUGUAUUAAUUUAAAAUUUAAUAAUUUCCAGACGUUGCAUCUUGUAUGAAGCAGGAGAGUGGUGAAUGACUCUCUUGGUUUUGGUACAGAGAGGGAGUGACAGUCUUCAAAUAUAUCCAAAAUGUUAACUAAAUAAUGAAUUAGUUGAACUUAUUAAUAAUAAAUAUGCAAAUAACUCAAUGUCUAAAGCAAAAAUGUGGUAGGGACGUAGGGUAUAUACAUUUUAGUUGUGCACUGCAAAAUACAAGGUCUGAAUUUCUCAUCUAUUUCUCUAGGUGUGAUAGACAUUGCAAAGAACUUGAAACAGCUUCGUCACCUUACUUUGGAUCAUACAAAAACCACAGACAAAGGGUUUAUUUAUGUCUCAAAAGAACUACCUCGAUUGCUGUCAAUUGGUUUGGAAGGGUGUAAGAUCUCAGACGAAGGCCUCAAGACAGCGUCACAGUAUCUGGGGAAUCUCGAGGAAUUUAAUUUUGGUUCCCAGUUAAUCACUGAUGAUGGUGUGGUGUUUGCAUUGAAACACUGCAAGGCGCUGACAGACUUAACAUUGACAUUCUGUCCUAAAAUAAGUAUUACCAGUGUUGAAUACGCUGUCCAGAACUUGCCGUGUUUGACACACCUUGGUAUUGAGCAGUGUUCACAAGUCUCCUUGCUCGGUAUUGAUGCUGUAAGGCAGCAUAGUAAUGUCACCAUUAGCUCAUUUUGA